AUGCCUCCAGGACAGGCCAUGCGGCCCGUCCUCCCGCGGCCCUUCCGCCCCGGGCUGCUGCCCCCGGGGGUUCUCAGCAAGGCCGCCGGCUGCAACCCACAGGCUGCUGGCGGCAGCCCAGUGGCCGUCCGCAAGGCGAAGAAGCGCGGGGCCGGCCAACGGGCGCGCGGUCCACGCUCGCUCCAGGCGCUCAUCAGUCGCCUGCCGACGUGGGCCAGGCCGCUGGUGGAGGCAGCCGACACUCCCCAGCGGAUGAUCCGACUGAAGGGCGAGGCGAAGGUGGUGGUUUCCCUGAUGCGCCGCAAGCUGGCGGUCGCGCCGGCCGAGCGCGAGGACGGGGCCUUGUCGCCUAUCAGCCCCGCCUCCGAGAUGCCUAUCAGCCCCGCCUCCGAGAUCACCGACUCUGGCGCCCAGCCCUCCGCCCAGCCAGAGGGGGCGAAAAACGGCUCGACCACGGAAGUUGAGUCGUGA
Prorocentrum cordatum is the source of this 471-nucleotide messenger RNA. The record is from the annotation of a GenBank genome assembly. NCBI's taxonomy places the organism in Eukaryota, Dinophyceae, Prorocentrales, Prorocentraceae.